AUGCGGGCUCCGAAGAAACCUCUGAACGAUGAGCAAUACUUGGCGAAAUACAAGAAGCCCCGCAAGUGCUUGCACUGCACGAAUUCGAAACGGCUUUGUACUGGCGGGAGACCCUGCGAUGGAUGUGAGAAGAACGGACGGGUGUGUAUCAAUGUCAUGACCAGGCUUCCAUUCGCCACACCAGGCACUUCCCAAGCGGAAGAGAACCAAGUUGCGGCGCACAACAAUGGAGCGCAAGUAGGUUUCGACGAAACCAACAAAACCAGCGAAGAUGACAGACCGGUAGAAGAUCCUCUUAGACAGGAGGACGGUCAAGAGCCUGGAGGCUACUCGGAGGAGGAUCUUGCCGCUAUGCUUGGACAUGAUAUACCACAGUUCCAUCACUAUCCCCCCCUUCUCGAACCGGCUCCAGCAUACUUGCAGCCCACUCAUUCGAGAGCCGAAGACGAGAUGCGCCAUAUUCGAGCUCGUGACAGAGGCGGUCUCAUUCUUCAGCCACAAUUCCCACGAGCUACCCCACAGAGAGUGAAUAUCUCCGAAGCUAUCGAGCUCCCUGAGGGCUGGAAUUGGUAUCCACAAGACACUUUCCGGUACGUUCAUGGGCCUGGUCUCUACAACUCUGCCAACGACUUCGACGGACUCGGGAGAGCCCCGGUCUACAUGUGA
Messenger RNA from Cadophora gregata, 666 nucleotides. RefSeq lists its product as uncharacterized. NCBI's taxonomy places the organism in Eukaryota, Fungi, Ascomycota, Leotiomycetes, Helotiales, Ploettnerulaceae. The transcript has 2 exons. Gene Ontology annotation, biological process: regulation of DNA-templated transcription. The record is from RefSeq and is a predicted model, not a curated record. Gene Ontology annotation, molecular function: DNA-binding transcription factor activity, RNA polymerase II-specific; zinc ion binding. The coding region runs from base 1 to 666 and encodes 221 amino acids.